Cynocephalus volans (Philippine flying lemur) is the source of this 3947-nucleotide messenger RNA. It is a transcript of the gene POU6F1, whose product is annotated as POU class 6 homeobox 1. Gene Ontology annotation, molecular function: DNA-binding transcription factor activity, RNA polymerase II-specific; RNA polymerase II cis-regulatory region sequence-specific DNA binding. The record is from RefSeq and is a predicted model, not a curated record. Gene Ontology annotation, biological process: regulation of transcription by RNA polymerase II. Bases 413 to 2248 code for a protein of 611 amino acids. The transcript is spliced from 11 exons. NCBI's taxonomy places the organism in Eukaryota, Metazoa, Chordata, Mammalia, Dermoptera, Cynocephalidae.
AGUAGCAGGAGGGAAAAAAGGGGGGGGAGGAAAAAGGGGGGGCAUAGAAGGGGGAAAAGAAGAAAAAUUUAUACCUGACCGCCCCCCCACCCCAGCUUCCCCUUCUCGCUUCCCGGCCGUCUUCCUCCGCCCAGCGCUGCCCGCGGAGCCCCCUUCGCCUCUGCCCGGCCGGGGCUGGGGGCCCGGGGGCGGCGGCGGGUCCCGACCGGCUCCCGGGCCGAGCCCAGCCCAGCCAAGCCGCACUGGCUUCUUUGUCUGCGGGCGGCGGCCGCCCCGGCCCCAGCCCCGGCCCCCUGGCCCGGGCUAUGAGAUGAAUCUCUAAUCGGUGGCCGCGGGGCACCCGGGGCGAAGGAGGCUCGGGCUCCGGAUGCGCUAGGUGUGGGCCGGCCCCCACCCACCCUGACAAGUGACCAUGGAUCCUGGAGCUGGGUCAGAGUCAUCUCUGACUGUCAAUGAGCAGGUCAUCGUGAUGUCAGGCCAUGAGACCAUCCGAGUGCUGGAAGUUGGAGUGGAUGCCCAGCUCCCUGCUGAGGAGGAGGGCAAAGGACUGGAGGGUGUGGCCGCUGAGGGUUCCCAGAGCGGAGGCCCUGCUGAAGCCAGUGAACCUGCUGGUGUAGCUGGGACAGUCAACCCAGACCCCUCUGCAGAGGCAACUGUGAAGUCACUCUCAGGGAUCCCUCCAAGCCCUGCCCCUGCCAUUGCCACCUUCAGCCAAGCCCCAAGCCAGCCUCAGGCAUCGCAGACCCUGACACCACUGGCUGUACAAGCUGCCCCUCAGGUCUUGACUCAGGAAAACUUAGCCACAGUUCUGACAGGAGUUAUGGUUCCAGCAGGGGCAGUUACUCAACCUCUUCUUAUCCCCAUCAGUAUUGCAGGUCAAGUGGCUGGUCAGCAGGGGCUGGCCGUGUGGACAAUUCCUACAGCAACCGUGGCUGCCCUCCCAGGACUGACCGCUGCUUCUCCUACGGGAGGAAUUUUCAAGCCACCUUUAGCUGGUCUCCAAGCAGCUGCUGUGCUGAAUACUGCUCUCCCGGCAUCUGUACAAGCUGCCCCACCAGUACAGGCCUUCUCGCCUGCCCAGCCCCGGCCACCAGCCCAGCCCCAGACGCUGUUCCAGACCCAGCCACUGCUACAGACCACGCCUGCCAUCCUACCGCAGCCCACUGCUGCCACCGCUGCUGCCCCCACCCCCAAGCCGGUGGACACCCCCCCACAGAUCACCGUCCAGACUGCAGGCUUCGCAUUUAGCCCAGGAAUCAUCAGUGCUGCUUCCCUCGGGGGACAGACCCAGAUCCUGGGCUCCCUCACUACAACUCCAGUCAUUACCAACGCCAUUCCCAGCAUGCAGGGGAUCAGCAGUCAGAUCCUCACCAAUGCUCAGGGACAGGUUAUUGGAACACUUCCAUGGGUAGUGAACUCAGCUAGUGUGGCGGCCCCAGCACCAGCCCAAAGCCUGCAGGUCCAGGCCGUGACCCCCCAACUGUUGUUGAAUGCCCAGGGCCAGGUGAUUGCAACCCUGGCCAGCAGCCCCCUGCCUCCGCCCGUGGCUGUCCGGAAGCCAAGCACGCCUGAGUCCCCUGCUAAGAGUGAGGUGCAGCCCAUCCAGCCCACACCAGCUGUGCCCCAGCCUGCUGUGGUCAUCGCCAGCCCAGCUCCAGUGGCCAAGCCAUCUGCCUCUGCUCCCAUCCCAAUUACCUGCUCAGAGACCCCUACUGUCAGCCAGUUGGUGUCCAAGCCGCAUACUCCAAGUCUGGAUGAGGAUGGGAUCAACUUAGAAGAGAUCCGGGAGUUUGCCAAGAACUUUAAGAUUCGGCGGCUCUCACUAGGCCUCACACAGACCCAGGUGGGUCAGGCUCUGACUGCUACGGAAGGUCCAGCCUACAGCCAGUCAGCCAUUUGCCGGUUUGAGAAGCUGGACAUCACACCCAAGAGUGCCCAGAAGCUGAAACCAGUGCUGGAGAAGUGGCUGAAUGAGGCUGAACUCCGGAACCAGGAAGGCCAACAGAACCUGAUGGAGUUUGUGGGAGGUGAGCCCUCCAAGAAACGCAAACGCCGCACCUCCUUCACCCCCCAGGCCAUAGAGGCUCUCAACGCCUACUUUGAGAAGAACCCGCUGCCCACAGGCCAGGAGAUCACCGAGAUUGCUAAGGAGCUCAACUAUGAUCGUGAGGUCGUGCGGGUCUGGUUCUGCAAUCGGCGCCAGACGCUCAAGAACACCAGCAAGCUGAACGUCUUUCAGAUCCCUUAAGACUCGGCCCCCAGCCGUGUGUUCCAGCACUUUGUACUUUUCUCUGGGUGCCCAGUUGCAGCCACUGCCGUGACAGCACCUCCUGUCAUUUGGCCACAUGUAGCUGUGCUUGCCCUUGGUCAUGAGACUCCACUGUGUGCAUGUGCGUCAAUGCCUCCCUCCUCUCCCCCACGUAUCUCACACCACGUGGAGCCCGAGGUGCCAUGUGAGAGUGUCAGGCUCCGGGCUGGUCAUGCCAAAGGAGGAGAUUUGUGGUGUCACUUAGAGAAGCACUUUGCUAACAUGGUUUCUGAAGGGUGAAUUCUAGCUGGGAACCAGAAACUCCCCGUCUUUGGGGCAGCUCCUAAGGCCCAUUGGCCCUUAGCUCUUGUUUUCUAUGGCGUUCUCUUUCCCUUCUCUCUUCUCCUUUCCUCCUUUGUGUUAGUGUGGCAAGUAGGACAACUCAUCCAGUGGAACCACAGCUUCACACUGCCUCCACCCCCCCCACACACACUUUGCCUGCAGGCACAUUGUCCCUCUGAAAGGACCCAGGAGAUAAAGUUCAGAAAAGCAUGAUGUGCUGCUCAGAAGGUCACACUCUAUGUCUGCUCUGAUCUCAAGAUCAGAAGGUUCCCAUAGGCCUGGGGCGAGCACAUGUGAUCUCCUCUCCCAUCUCUCCCUGGCUCCUUUGGGGGAAAAAUUGCACUAAAGCAGAACCUUUUCUUUUGCAAUUCAUGUUGGAAGGAAGAAACAGUGAACUCUCCCUGUCCUGAAGUUGUGCUGGGUCUGCAGCAGGCCGGGAAUUUAGUAAAUAAGGCCAUCCUCCCAGAUUUUAAUCUAAUCUCUGUCUAUGGCAAUGUCCCCAACAAAAAGUAUUGAUUGAGAGAAUUUGCAGCCUGGAAAAUCCCACUGCCCAAGCAAGCAGGCAACUCUGGAGAAAAAUGAGGAGGAAAGGAAUGCUGUUUUUCUUUCUCGUCUGCCCCUUACUCCAGUACUGAGGCCUUCUUAAAAGAAGCAAAUUAAACAGUAAACCAGAUAGCAAGAUCCUGGGGGAAAGGACAACAUCCCAAAAGAGUUCAUGGCAGCCAAGGAAAGUCUCUUGUGGAAGUUAACUAUAAUUUUCUUUGUAACUUGAAUACUAGAGGAUAAAUCUCAUUUUUUCCAGAGUCUUAGACCAUGUAUGUGUGUAAUCAAUACCACCCACCCCUAACCACCACCAGUGCUCAUCUGAGUCAAGAAUACCCCCAGAUCAGGAUGGGUUUUGCCUCUAGAGGGGUUUGGCAUCUCAUCCAAGCUGCUAAGUGAGUCUCCAGCCUCACUGUGGCUGGACAGCCCCUGCAGUUCAGUAUAUGGCUCUAGGAGGUCAUGAGAGAAUGAAUAGUUUUGCUUAGAUGAGCCCAGACUAGCUGUGAAGACUGUCCCUAAUGGGCCAUAAGUCACAGGGGCCAACCACCCCUUCUCUUCACUACUUUUAUCCAUACAGAGCCUGGUCUCACAGCUGCCCUCCACUGCCCCUCACGUGAUCCAUGCUGAGGGAGUGACUGCCAGGCAAGGGCACAUCACCAUCUGUAUUAAUCCGUCUCUAUUGCUGAGACAAAAUACCUGGAACUGGGUACUUUGUAAAGAAACAAUAUUUAUUGCUUACAGUUUCAGAGGCUGGGAAGUCCAAGGAACACAUCUGGGGAGGGCUUUGUUCUUGGUGGUGCCUCUAUUCAGCGAC